GGCGUGGAGCUGGCCAUUGAAUGGGAGUGCGUCAUAUUGCAAGGAGAGGGGACUGCAUCUCUCUCAAUGACCGGUUGCAGCAGUGUCUGUUUAUUUUUGUUUUCGCCUCACUUCUUCGCACCCUUGACCCCUCUCUUGGUGGAUAGGAUGAGAGGAUGGCGAAAUGCCGAGAUACCAACGAAGAGAAGCUGAUGGAUUCUGCGGUCCAUCAGGAUCGCAGGGAUCCAGCGACUCCAGCGCAUCCCAACAUGGACAGCGAUGAGAGCGACCAGCUGUCACUGGAGGAGAUUUUGACGCUUUACAAUCAGCCGAUAAACGAGGAGCAGGCUUGGGCUGUCUGCUAUCAGUGCUGCAGGUCUUUGGUGCAGGGACAUAGGAGGAAUUCCAAAUCGGCCGGUGCUGUAGCAUUGGACAGUGCGAAAAUGAUUGAGGGUCCCGGUGAUGUGAAAAUCCAUAAAGAUGGUGUUGUCAGAUUGCAACAUCAGGGCAGUGAUCCAGAUGCCUUUGCCUCAGCUUGCACAUCCAAACAGGUGAUCGAGUCUCUGGGCAUCAUGAUCUAUAAGGCCCUAGACUAUGGCCUGAAGGAGAAUGAGGAGCGGGAGCUGAGCCCACCGCUGGAGAAGCUCAUCGACCUCAUGACCAACAUGGCCGAAGCCGCGAGGGACACCUGCCCUGACGAGGGCUACGAGGCCACAGAGGAAGAGGAUGAGGAAGGCCCUGCACUGGUCUGCAGUGUCCGAAGCUACCGAGACAUCCUGAAGCUGUGCUCCUCCCACCUCCCCAGUCCCUCAGACGCUCCUGCUCACUACCAGGCGGUGUGCCGUGCCCUCUACACAGAAACCAGAGAGCUGCGUACCUUCCUGUCGAAGAUCCGCAACGCCAAAGAGAACCUGCGUAAGAUGGGGGGCGAUGCCGUGGACGACCCUGGCAGGGAGUUGACUGAGCUGCAGACUGCUGACUGGGCUCAGUUCUGGGUGCAGGUGAUGAAGGACCUGAGGCACGGCGUGAAGCUGAAGAAGGUGCAGGAGCGCCAGUACAACCCGCUGGCCAUCGAGUUCCAGCUCACGCCCUACGAGAUGCUCAUGGAUGACAUACGCUUCAGGCGCUACAAACUGCGCAAAGUCUUGGUAAAUGGAGAUAUUCCUCCGCGGCUAAAAAAGAGUGCCCAUGAGGUCAUCUUGGACUUCAUUCGCUCAAGACCACCUCUAAAUCCUGUUGCGGCUCGAAAGCUGAAGCCCCAGGUGGAGCACCCUCCAAGUCUCCAUGAGAGGAUUCUGGAGGGGAUCAAGUCUGAGAGGAAGUUGAGGCCUGUGUCUCCUGACCAGAUCCGCAGGAGCAGACUAGGUGCAGGCAAAAGCAUCAGCACCCCUCAGGACCUGUUAUGCGGACCAGAUGUGUCCUCCCCUGAUGCUGACAGGAUGUCAGGCAGCACGCGGUCUCUGGCCAAUGGCGUGCCACUGCAUCAGAAUGGCAGCGCUGGAUCGGGCCUCUUUCAGAGGAGGAGGCUUCAAGCCCCCACGCUGUCUGAACUAGACAGCUCCGACUCAGACGAUGAGACGGUAGGUCGGAGGUCCGCCAGCAGCUCCAGCAUUUCUACAUCGGUGGUAGAGGACACAUCUCCCGAAGCUGCGCUGGGAAAGAAAACGCCACCCAUGUUCCUGCCCAUCUCCUCCACCCCGCAGCCGGAGCGGAGGCAGGUGGCCCAGCGGAGGCACUCCAUAGAAAAGGAGACCCCCACUAACGUGCGCCAGUUUCUGCCUCCCACCAGACAAAGCUCCAAGUCUCUGGUGAUGUGGAUGGGCUGCCUGCUGCGGCGGACGCCCCUCUCCGCCCUGCACCCCAUCCAGAGCUCCCUCCCUCUGGAGGUGUUAGCUCUGGGCAUGGCUGGCUCACUCGCUGCCUUAUGCACUCGGGUGUACAUGUCUGGGAGGAAGGGUCCAAAGGAGGAGUUCUGUUACCCCGUGGAGUGCCUGGCACUGACGGUAGAGGAGGUGAUGCACAUCCGACAGGUGCUCGUCAAAGCCGAGCUGGAGAAGUUCCAGCAGUACAGGGACGUCUACAAUGCCCUGAAGAAGGGAAAGCUGUGCUUCUGUUGCCGAACCAAGAGGUUCUCUUUCUUCAUCUGGUCCUACACCUGCCAGUUCUGCAAAAGGCCGGUGUGUUCUCAGUGCUGUAAGAAGAUGAGGCUGCCGUCGAGGCCGUAUGCCAGUUUACCAAUCUACUCCCUGGGCCCCUCCACCUCCACUGCUACGCUGGUCAAGGAGCCAGCAGCCCAGAAGCCUGACAAACCCAGCGGUAGCCCCCGCCGACACGCCGUCCAGAGGACUAUGUCCAGGUUGUCAAAGCACAGUUCCAGUUCAUCGAAGGAUGAGGUGGAGUUGCCCAAGGAGCUGACGGAGGACUGGAGCACCAUGGAGGUGUGCGUGGACUGCAAGAAAUUCAUCUCUGACAUCAUCUCCUCCAGCAAGCACAGCCUGUCACUGGCCACCAAACGAGCCCGCUUGAAGCGCAAGACCCAGUCCUUCAGCGUGACUUCGGCCUCCCCCAAGGCGGGCGAGUACAAGCCCUCGGAGAGAACAAUCAAUGAGGUGUAGACUGUGCACGGACAUCCCUCUCUAACUCUGACCUCAGCUCCUUUAAAAUGGCCCUCAGUGUAACUGGCCUCAAGCAGCCAUCUCUCUCUCUCUCUCUCUCUCUCUCUCUCUCUCUCUCUGCUAGGUUGGGUCCUAUCUCGUUCAGUGUUUGUCUCAGUGAGUCAGUGUGUGUCAACAAGGUCAUAAAAGAGGGUUGUGGAGGCUGGCCGUUCCUCGUGUGGUGCGUAGUGGGUAGUGUCGUGCUUGUGGGACAUUAGUGUUUAUCAUCAUGAACCAGUUCUUCCAACCAGAUGAAGGCGUAGCUGUUUUUGUAUGUUUUGUUUCCAAUGUACAUAAGAGUGCCUCAUGGUCAACCUCCAUCCUCUUUCCUCCCUCCACUCUGCUCCACAGCAGGGAUGAGGGCGUAGAGUCCAUAGGUGAGUGUACAAUGUGGGUGGUGACUCGCUAAACAAACCAUGCCAUGAGCUACCAGGUCGCUCUCUGAAUGUCAGCGAAAGCGUUGCAUUUGGUUAUCAGCCACCCAUGCUUCAGGGCAGAGGAAAGCACAAUUUCUCCCUGCAGGGUUUAGGAGAGGAUGAAAAGAAUGAUGCACAGUUUGACUUCUGCUGACCAGUGGUCGUAAUGGUAAACAGUGAGUGACCAGUGGUCGUAAUGGUAAACAGCGAGUGACCAGUGGUCCAACAGUGAGUGCCUGCUAGAAGCCACUGAGGUAGAAGAUAGGUUGAAGAGCAACAAAUCUGAGAUGCACUUGAAGGGAUUUGGAGCGCUGAAAUUGUUGGUGUUUUCUACAAGUUUGACUUUUGUACAGAUUUUGUGGCCAACAUGUAUAUUUAUGUGGUCCAUUUCUGAGAUGGGUUUGUGAUUGAUAUUUUUGUAUCUUUUUUUAAACCUUUGGCAGAUUGUGGAUAUUCUGCAGAUCAUUUUAAUGUUUAUCAUUUUAAUGUUGAUUUUUUUUUGUUGCAGUUCUUGGCUUUAGAGGAACGCUGCAUAUUGUGCCACAAAUUUGCACUUUCAAAAGCCGCCAACCCCCACCCCCAUCCCCCACCCCCAUCCCCCCCAGCAUUAAGGUUUUGACCAAGAAAAAAUUAUUCAAAGAGGCAUUGUCUAAUAAUACUGCACUGGAGCCCUCCAUCGUGAUAUUGACAUUACCAUGCCAGCCAUGACAGAACAGAUGCCAUAUCCUGUCAUGACUUGCUCUAACAUUGUCAUGUUACCAAUAUUGGUAAAUAAUAUGUCUGUCGUUGCAGUUAUCAAUGAUAGUAACUGUUUUGUCAAUAGAAAUAAUCUGUCAUAAUAACAGUGUAUGGCAUAUUAGUAAUAGGGAAAGGCAUCGGCAAAGAAAUGUUGCAUAACAUAAGGCUCCAGGUACAACUGGCUUAUCUUAUCCAGGCUUUGUGGAUUUGUGUAAAACAGGGGCAGUCUAAUCCUAAUCUUCAGGCCACCAUUUAUGGUGUUAUUUAUGAGAUUACAUGUUUUCUUACCGAUGAGGUAUCACAGACCUCUGUAAAUAAUACACUGACACGUGGCAGAUGUACUCAAUCAAGUAAAUCAUCUAACUGGAUGCUGGUUUGACCAUGUUUAUAUGUAUAAAUGUAAUUUUUGUACAAUAUUUUCAAAAAACUAAAUCUGUGAGACCUCCAGUGUAAGUCAGGGUAUCCUCAUAAGUGAGACAGUACUUUGAAUGAUUCAGUGAAAAACAAGCUGCGGUGAUGUCUCCAGUCUAAUGCUAACUGUCUUCAAGCAUGUGUUCCUAAACUGCACACCAUAAACAAAGUACAGUAGUGUGAUUUUGUAGAUGAAACCAGUGGAAUAUCAGUAAAGGGAAUGCUCCUUUACACCUUUAGUAUACUUGCAAUAUGACCAGAAGCAUACACAGUGCAUUUCCUUUGAAAUGGUCCUGUGUUUGAAUCUGGCUCUUUUUACAAGUGUAUUUACCCAUGGAGGUGCUGUUUUCUUAACCUUGGCAGAUUAAAAUCUGCGUGUCACUUCAUAAUAAAAUGGUGGAGGAAUUAAUUAAUUAUGCAAAGAUAAUUUUAGUAUUCGCGACACAUAUGAAUCAGAGUGAAAAUGUUACAUUUUACAAUAUUUAUCACCCUAAAGCACAGAUACACAUGUAGGCUAAUUUGCACUUAUGUUCCAAAAAGGCGCUUACAAUUUCCAGAGUUGUCAAUCAUAUGAUCUGAUAAUUAUACUUAGAAGAUCCACAUAAAAAAUGUUUUAAACUUUUGAAAUUGUUUAAAUCUCACUAGUAAUUGUGCUGCCUACGGAAGUGCAGUACAGGGGCAUCAAUACAGUGUAACAAUGAAGUGAAAAUUGAUAACAUGCCUAACUCCUUUAAGGAUUCUUGCCAUUCUUUUUUUGUCUGACCAUGUAAACUAUUCAAAUACUUUUGUUUUUAGUGUCAUCAUACAGAUCUGUCCAACUGUAUUUAAAUUGAUGUACUGAAAGGAGAUAACUGUUCAGACAGUGAAAUUAAUCCAUGUGAAGAAAUUGUUGUGUAUUCAGUGAAAAUAUAACAAAUGGUUGCCCAUAAGCCUGGGCUGGGUGAGGCUUAGCAGUAAGGCGGUCUGACGUUGUGCAGGGUCAACGACCAGUUCAGUCUUAUUAUGUCACCUUUCUCAAUGUAGCCUCCAGAUAGGCUGAAUUUCAUCGAUCUUGCCAAUGAUUUUGCCUUAAAAAGCAUUGCCUUCUUCAUCUCUGUAUACUCUUUUUUUUGUGUAAGAAAGUAAUUAUCGUUAUUAGCUGUAACAAUCACAGUGGACUAUUAGACUGGUGUCCAUGUUUUGAUCCAAGGCUGCGCUACAGGUGAGAUGAUGUUUGCAACUGGUUUGAGGUCUCACAUAAUCAGCAGCCGAUUUUCAGACAGCCGUCUCUUUUCAUCCAUCAUGUGGCAGCAAUGUGCAUGUAUCUACUGUGUAGCUUGUGCUUCUAAACUGUAGCUGUGCUUGUUUUGGUUUGGUUUGGUUUGUUUUUCAAGGUCUCAAGACGUGAUGAUGAUAAUGAUAACGAUGAUGACAAUAAUAAAUUCAUGCAAUACCUCUGAAUGUUGAA
This is a messenger RNA of Clupea harengus (Atlantic herring), 5645 nucleotides long. RefSeq names its product spire-type actin nucleation factor 1b (gene spire1b). The record is from RefSeq and is a predicted model, not a curated record. Gene Ontology annotation, biological process: polar body extrusion after meiotic divisions; Golgi vesicle transport; establishment of meiotic spindle localization. Gene Ontology annotation, cellular component: cytoplasmic vesicle membrane; cell cortex. Lineage: Eukaryota; Metazoa; Chordata; Actinopteri; Clupeiformes; Clupeidae. Gene Ontology annotation, molecular function: microtubule binding; actin binding.